UGGUGUUUAGACGUCCCUAACCCACGGAAAAUGUAAAAAGCAUGAAUUUUGGCGCUAAAUUCCUGAAGUUGACUCCCGAUAUCGGCUCACUUUUCAAGACAAGUUACGGGGCUGUUCGUUUCUUUGGGAAAAUGCCAAGCGAAAUCACACUUGACUUUGCAAAGCUGACAAGUAAUGCAACAACACCAACCAAAGGCUCGUCCUUGGCUGCUGGUUAUGAUUUAUACAGUGCCUAUGACUACACAGUCCCUGCUCGUGGAAAGGAAAUUGUAAAGACAGAUAUUCAGAUUGCUCUGCCAGAAGGCUGUUACGGCAGGGUCGCACCUCGAUCUGGUCUAGCUGCAAAAAACUUUAUUGAUGUGGGCGCAGGUGUAAUAGAUCAAGAUUAUAGAGGGAACGUUGGUGUAGUGUUGUUCAAUUUUUCGGAUACAGAUUUCAUUGUGAAGAAAGGUGACAGAGUUGCGCAGCUUAUUUGUGAAAAGAUUUACAUGCCAGUCUUGCGGGAGCUUCCUACACUCGACAACACAGACAGAGGAAGUGGUGGUUUCGGAUCUACUGGAAAAAAUUGAAAUUUGAUUGAUGUACUUUAAAACCUUUUGAUAUUGUGUAAUAAAUUUGUUCAUUAUAUUAUUC
Messenger RNA from Physella acuta, 633 nucleotides. RefSeq names its product deoxyuridine 5'-triphosphate nucleotidohydrolase. Gene Ontology annotation, biological process: dUTP catabolic process; dUMP biosynthetic process. Gene Ontology annotation, molecular function: magnesium ion binding; dUTP diphosphatase activity. The record is from RefSeq and is a predicted model, not a curated record. NCBI's taxonomy places the organism in Eukaryota, Metazoa, Mollusca, Gastropoda, Physidae.